AUGAAUGCCCUUCGGAGCCAGAAGUAUGCUCUGGAAGAGCGUUUGUCGGCUCAGAGUAUGCAACUGGAGGAGUUACAGGCGAAACAGAGUGCUACAGUGGCCGCGUUGGAGGAGGAAAAGCGUAUGCUGGCUGACGAGGUGUCUUCUCUAAAGAACAUUGAGACGGAGGUGAUGGCGCGAUGCAAUGAGAAGGACGACCGCGUGGCCCAGCUGGAGAGUGAACUGUCAUUGCUGUCAGAGCAGCUAGAAGUGGCAACCUCAAAGUUGGAGACGUCGAGCGCUGAGGCCGGUGGCGAGAUGAAUGCCCUUCGGAGCCAGAAGUGUGCUCUGGAAGAGCGUUUGUCGGCUCAGAGUAUGCAACUGGAGGAGUUGCAGGCGAAACAGAGUGCUACAGUGGCCGCGUUGGAGGAGGAAAAGCGUAUGCUGGCUGACGAGGUGUCUUCUCUAAAGAACAUUGAGAUGGAGGUGAUGGCGCGAUGCAAUGAGAAGGACGACCGCGUGGCCCAGCUGGAGAGUGAACUGUCAUUGCUGUCAGAGCAGCUAGAAGUGGCAACCUCAAAGUUGGAGACGUCGAGCGCUGAGGCCGGUGGCGAGAUGAAUGCCCUUCGGAGCCAGAAGUGUGCUCUGGAAGAGCGUUUGUCGGCUCAGAGUAUGCAACUGGAGGAGUUGCAGGCGAAACAGAGUGCUACAGUGGCCGCGUUGGAGGAGGAAAAGCGUAUGCUGGCUGACGAGGUGUCUUCUCUAAAGAACAUUGAGACGGAGGUGAUGGCGCGAUGCAAUGCGAAGGAUGAUGCGAGUGGAAUAGUGGGUGCUGCUGAUGGUCGUGAUAUCCGCAAAACUGGUAAGAACGAUGAUGAUAUUGAUAUUUGA
Messenger RNA from Phytophthora infestans T30-4, 870 nucleotides. RefSeq lists its product as uncharacterized. Bases 1 to 870 code for a protein of 289 amino acids. The transcript has a single exon. The record is from RefSeq and is a predicted model, not a curated record. NCBI's taxonomy places the organism in Eukaryota, Oomycota, Peronosporomycetes, Peronosporales, Peronosporaceae.